Angiostrongylus costaricensis is the source of this 705-nucleotide messenger RNA. NCBI's taxonomy places the organism in Eukaryota, Metazoa, Nematoda, Chromadorea, Rhabditida, Metastrongylidae. The record is from the annotation of a GenBank genome assembly.
AUGACGGUCGAUAAUGAAGUGAAGUUGGUGAUCUUCGACAAGGAUGGCACACUGGUCGACUUUCAUCGUAUGUGGUUGCCAUGGGCCGAGGAGACCGUACAGCUAUUAGAAAACGCGACAGGACGACCUGUUGGGCCGGCUGUGUACAAAACACUCGGAGUUGAUCCUAUCCAGGGAAAGGUGUCAAUGGGAGCACUGGCAGAAAAGACACUGACUGGCAUACGUGCUGACGUCUCUGCUACUCUCCAGACAUUUGGAAUAAGUGCCAUCGAUGCGGAUGCGAUUGUUGAGAGAGCAGUACCGGAAGCGUCGAAAGGACAGACGGCUCCAGUCUGCGAUCUUCAGAAGCUGUUUCGUGAACUUCGUUCCCUAGGAUGCAAAACGGCUCUAUGCACCGCUGAUAGCAGAGUCGCUACCGAGCAUCAGAUGCGCGUUCUUGGAAUCGCAAAUCUACUAGACAUGGUUGUCUGCGGUAACGACGUCGGAAUCAUUCCAAAGCCAAGCCCACAUUGUGCGAUCCAGAUCUGCAAACGACUUGACGUUGCACUAAACCAGACGAUAAUGGUCGGUGAUACCAUUGCGGAUCUCAAAAUGGGUCGUGUGGCUGGACUGAGGUGUACGGUUGGUGUAUUAACUGGUGUCGGCAAUAGAGACACACUUAAGGAGUACACUGAUUACUUCGUAAGAAUGCUUUACACGUUUUAA